AUGCACGCGCCCCGGACUUUCGCUCCGGACCACCGGAACAUAGGCGGGGCUCACGACAUCCUGAAUCAGCUAGGCGCGCACUACCGCAGAGUCGACCAUGCGGGCACGUUCGGCGCCACGGAGACGCAGUACGUGGCCGAGGGCAUGGACGGUGCGCGGCGCCUGGCGGGGGUGCUGCCUGGGAGGCCGCGGCCGUCCGACAAGUGCAUCACGAUCCCGUCGGCGGCUCAGCUCAGCAAGAACAAGGCCAGGCGAAAGCGGGAGACGGACUUGACGGGGCCCUUCCACCGCCGAAACGUCUACCAUAUGUGCAGGCGCAUGCAGGACAUGUACUCGCUUCCGGAGCGGAUGAAGAACCCGGCGGACAUCAUCGCGCACCCGCCCCACAUCCGCAAGAAGCCCUCCAACGUCAACGCCACGGCCAUGGCCCUCUGCCCCUGGAUCCCAAACAACCCCUACUGUCGCACGAGGCCGUCCACGGCGCCGUCAGGCGGGCGGGCGAUGGCCUCCGACGCCGCGGCGGGGACACGUCAGCGUGGCGGUGAGCCGGCGCUCUCGGCGGCCGCAGGGGCCCCGGCUGCGUCCCUGUACCAGCGGCUCAAGGCCAGACUGCUUCAGGUCAUCGUGGAGCAACGGCUGUACAAGGAGAAGACGCUGCGGGCCUUUUUCGAGCGCGAGAGGGCGGCGUGUAGCGCGGACACCCUGCCAGUCAUGGUGGCCGUGAUAUCCGAGUUGGAACGCGAGCUGGACGUCGUGAGCUGA
Messenger RNA from Pedinophyceae sp. YPF-701, 762 nucleotides. NCBI's taxonomy places the organism in Eukaryota, Viridiplantae, Chlorophyta, Pedinophyceae. The record is from the annotation of a GenBank genome assembly.